AUGAUAGUCGAGGGAGAUUGGCACCCAGCAGGAAUAAUAGCAUGUCUGGUGGUGCAAGGGACUGCCGGACCACACUAUGAGCAGCAUGAGUGGAAAAUUUUGCAACAAGAAGUAUUAAAGAAACUGGAGCUACUACAGACCAUCGAGUCGACGCUGACGGCCAGCCCGGUGCGCGGCCCGUCGGCGCUGAAAGGCAGCCCGGUGCGCGGCCCGUCGGCACUGACGGCCGGCCCGGUGCGCGGCCCGUCGGCUCUGAAAGGCGGCCGGGUGCGCGGCCCGUCGGCUCUGAAAGGCAGCCGGGUGCGCGGCCCGUGGGCGCUGAAAGGCAGCCGGGUGCGCGGCCCGUCGGCUCUGAAAGGCAGCCGGGUGCGCGGCCCGUCGGCGCUGAAAGGCGGCCCGAUGCGUCGCCCGUCGGCGCUGAAAGGCAGCCCGGUGCGCGGCCCGUCGGCACUGACGGCCGGCCCGGUGCGCGGCCCGUCGGCUCUGAAAGGCGGCCGGGUGCGCGGCCCGUCGGCUCUGAAAGGCAGCCGGGUGCGCGGCCCGUGGGCGCUGAAAGGCAGCCGGGUGCGCGGCCCGUCGGCUCUGAAAGGCAGCCGGGUGCGCGGCCCGUCGGCGCUGAAAGGCGGCCCGAUGCGUCGCCCGUCGGCGCUGAAAGGCAGCCCGGUGCGCGGCCCGUCGGCUCUGAAAGGCGGCCGGGUGCGCGGCCCGUCGGCGCCGAAAGGCGGCCGGGUGCGCGGCCCGUGGGCGCCGAAAGGCGGCCGGGUGCGCGGCCCGUCGGCGCCGAAAGGCGGCCGGGUGCGCGGCCCGUGGGCGCCGAAAGGCGGCCGGGUGCGCGGCCCGUCGGCUCUGAAAGGCGGCCGGGUGCGCGGCCCGUCGGCGCCGAAAGGCGGCCGGGUGCGCGGCCCGUCGGCGCCGAAAGGCGGCCGGGUGCGCGACCCGUCGGCUCUGAAAGGCGGCCGGGUGCGCGGCCCGUCGGCGCUGAAAGGCGGCCCGAUGCGUCGCCCGUCGGCGCUGAAAGGCAGCCCGGUGCGCGGCCCGUCGGCUCUGAAAGGCGGCCGGGUGCGCGGCCCGUCGGCGCCGAAAGGCGGCCGGGUGCGCGGCCCGUCGGCGCCGAAAGGCGGCCGGGUGCGCGGCCCGUCGGCGCUGAAAGGCGGCCCGAUGCGUCGCCCGUCGGCGCCGAAAGGCGGCCGGGUGCGCGGCCCGUCGGCGCUGAAAGGCGGCCCGGUGCGCGGCCCGUCGGCGCCGAAAGGCAGCCGGGUGCGCGGCCCGUGGCUGAGCGAGCCGUGCUGCGAGAGAAAAAAAAAAAAAUUCUCCCCCCCACAAGAGUUUUUACCAAGUGAAGGAGGCCCCGGCGCAGAGCUCCGGCGAGAGCUGCUUCCCAGCUCAGCCCCGCCCGCCGAGUUACCCCUGGGUCGAGUUGCAGAGGAUGCGGACGGGGAAUGGCGAGCGGGCGGAGUCGGGCGGGGGUACAGCGCAGGACGAUCGGGGAGAGUGGGGGGAGCGUGA
This is a messenger RNA of Colius striatus (speckled mousebird), 1506 nucleotides long. RefSeq names its product basic salivary proline-rich protein 1-like. Bases 1 to 1506 code for a protein of 501 amino acids. The transcript has 2 exons. Lineage: Eukaryota; Metazoa; Chordata; Aves; Coliiformes; Coliidae. The record is from RefSeq and is a predicted model, not a curated record.